Aureobasidium melanogenum CBS 110374 is the source of this 3210-nucleotide messenger RNA. RefSeq names its product beta-galactosidase. The coding region runs from base 1 to 3210 and encodes 1069 amino acids. The transcript is spliced from 3 exons. NCBI's taxonomy places the organism in Eukaryota, Fungi, Ascomycota, Dothideomycetes, Dothideales, Saccotheciaceae. Gene Ontology annotation, molecular function: beta-galactosidase activity; carbohydrate binding. The record is from RefSeq and is a predicted model, not a curated record. Gene Ontology annotation, cellular component: beta-galactosidase complex. Gene Ontology annotation, biological process: lactose catabolic process.
AUGUCUUUGCCUGGAAGCUUGACAGCUUCGGACCAUCAUUCUGGCCAGUCUUCUGAUCUCGACAUCUGCAACCCCAAGAUCGUUCAUCGCAAUCGUCUGCCUGCUCGUUCAUACUGGAUUCCAGAGAAGUCUCUCCUCUUGAAUGGCACAUGGGGCUUUGUCUACAGCCCAACACCCAAGCAUGCACCCCAUCCUAGCUUGUACUCUGAUGGCCUGAGCAGUCUUGUAGAUGCUCUUACGGUUGAUGGCGAAGGUCAAACUGCAGACAUAAAAUGGUCUUCAAUCACUGUUCCAGGGCAUUGGCAAUUGCAGGGCUACGGCAAACCACACUACACUAACACGGUCUACCCUUUCCCUGUGUGCCCACCCUAUGUGCCUACUGAGAACCCCACGGGAACAUACCGUCGCAACUUCUUUGUUCCCUCUUCCUGGUCUGAGGAUUCUCAAAUUCGUCUUCGAUUCGACGGAGUCGAUAGUGCUUACCAUGUCUACCUCAACGGCCAGAAGGUCGGUUAUUCUCAAGGCUCACGAAAUCCUGCCGAAUUUGACAUUACCAAUUAUGUGAACCGCGGAGAAGAUGUCAAUCGUCUCAUUGUCAACGUGUUCCAAUUUUGCGACGGUAGUUACAUCGAAGAUCAAGACCAAUGGUGGCUCUCGGGCAUCUUUCGCGAUGUGCACCUAAUAUGCUUCCCAAGCAAGACCCGGAUCGAAGAUGUUUUCAUCAAGACAGAGCUCGAUGGAGAAUACCGAGACGCAAAAUUGCAUGUUGAGCUGGACCUCACGAUCCACGAAGCAGCUGAGGCAAUGCUGACCCUGCGGAGCCCAAACGGCUCUUCUGUCAUCAACGAGAAGAUACAGCUCUCUGCUGAAUCUCCUCACAGCCCACAUGUGUUUGCUGUAUCGAAUCCUGUCAAAUGGACUGCGGAGGCACCACAACUUUACUCGUUGGAAAUCAAUCUGCUAGACUCGGACUCUGACACUCCUGUUCAGACAGUCAAGCAAAAGGUCGGAUUUAGAUGUGUCGAGAUCAUCAAAGGCAACAUCAGUGUCAACGGCAAACCGAUUUUCCUGAGAGGUGUCAAUCGUCAUGAUCACCAUCCCAUAUUCGGUCGAGCUGUACCGCUGGCUUACAUGAGAAGAGACUUGAUGAUCAUGAAGCAGCACAACAUCAAUGCUCUACGUACUUCUCAUUAUCCCGCAAACCCAAAGUUGUACGAGCUGUGUGAUGAGCUUGGCCUUUGGGUCAUGGAUGAAGCUGAUCUCGAAUGCCAUGGAUUCUUUGAUGCUGUCGAACGACCCCUCAACUUACCUCCAGACAUGGGAUACGAGGAGCGCAAGAAGUACACUUUCGAUAAGGCAGCCAAGUUUACUAGUGACAACGAAGACUGGAAGACUGCUUACCUCGACCGCAUGGUGCAGAUGGUAGAAAGAGACAAAAACCAUCCGUCUAUCAUCAUGUGGUCUCUUGGUAAUGAAGCUUUCUAUGGCAGAAACCAUGUCGCUAUGUAUGAAUGGGCCAAGUCUCGCGAUCCAGAACGUCCGGUUCACUACGAAGGAGAUGUCAAUGCAGCAUCUGCCGACAUGUUCUCCUACAUGUACCCAUCAAUCGAGAAAUUGAUCGGUCACGCGACUGAAGAAGGCGAUGACUUCAAAAAGCCCAUUGUACUCUGCGAAUAUGGACAUGCCAUGGGAAAUGGCCCGGGUCUCCUAGAGGACUAUCAAGCCGCCUUCCGCAAGUAUCGCAGACUCCAAGGUGGCUAUAUCUGGGAGUGGGCGAAUCAUGGUCUUCUCAAGACCGAAGGCGACAAGCAAUUCUACGCAUAUGGCGGAGAUUUUGGCGAUGUGCCAAACGAUGACACUUUCGUCAUGGACGGUCUUCUGUUCAGUGACCAUACACCAACCCCAGGUCUGACUGAGCUGAAGAAGGUCAUCGCUCCUGUUCGAGCUUGGAUUGAAGGCAAGAAGUUGGUAAUCAAGAACGAGUAUGAAUUCAUAACCUUGGGCCAGUUCAUUGCUGAUUACAAGGUCGAGGUUCUUGGUAUACGACCUGACCGUGUUCUAUCUGGUCCGAUUCAACUUCCUCACAUUGAUCCUGGCACCGAGGCCAAGAUCGAUCUACCUGAGGAGAUCUUCAAUGUACAUCGACCCAAUGGCACAGAGGUGUGGUUGACCAUCGACUUCCGUCUCGGAGUUGCGACUCCAUGGGCAGAAGCCGGCCACAGCAUUACAUGGUACCAGACCCGACUCUCUGCAAAAGAUGACGAUUACACCUACGGUAUCGAGCGACCCAUCAUGUCGAGCGCCAUCACCCCUCACGAAACACAACUGCACUACCGAUUCAUCGGCUGUGACUUCCACUUCAACUUUUCUCGAGCCAGAGGAACACUGGUUGAGUGGGUGUACGGCGGCAGAUCUGUACUCAAGAAGCGCGACACACCAGAUGAUCCUCUGCUAGCUCUAGGCUUCUGGCGUGCACCAACCGACAACGACGCCGUGGGCAUGAGCAAAGAGUGGAAACGCUACGGUCUCGACUCCAUGACACCCCAACUGCGCAGCUUCUCGCUUGAAGACAAUGGUCCCGAUAAAGCUCGCCUCACCGCUGUAUACUACUACAGCCCACCAGUACUAGCCUGGGGCUUCACCGCAAAAGUAACCUACGAGAUCUCUUCCGCAGGCCAACUCUCCAUCACCAUCCAUCUAACACCACAAGGAAACGCUCCAACCACCCUCCCCAGAGUAGGUCUAAACCUCCAACUCGACUCCUCCUUCAAACAAGCAACCUGGUACGGCAAAGGCCCCGGCGAAUCCUACAGCGACAAAGCAACUUCCCAACAACUAGGAAUCUGGAACUCUACAAUUCGCAAGCUCCAGACCCCCUACGAAGUGCCCCAAGAAAAUGGCAAUCGUAUAGAGACUCGCUGGGUCAAGGUGUUGAAUGAACAAGGCUUGGGAAUUAAAGCUACGUAUAUCCCUCGUCCCAAGGAAAAAGAGUUUUUCCAGUGGGCGUGUUGUUUGCAUGAUGCAAAGGUGUUGGAGGAAGCCAGACAUCCUUGUGAUUUGGUGGAGAGGGAAAGUCCGUUGUGGAGGUUGGAUGCUGAUAAUGCUGGUGUUGGCACUGCGGCUUGUGGUCCUGGUGUCAAGAAAGAAGAUCAAGUGGAGUGUAGAGAGAGGGAGUUUACUUUUGUGCUCGAGCCUGCUAUAGACUUUUAG